Molecule: messenger RNA, 2870 nt
Organism: Daucus carota subsp. sativus
Lineage: Eukaryota; Viridiplantae; Streptophyta; Magnoliopsida; Apiales; Apiaceae
Product: FAM10 family protein At4g22670
Exons: 17
Coding region: 278-1657 (459 amino acids)
Cellular component (GO): histone deacetylase complex
Molecular function (GO): Hsp70 protein binding
Source: RefSeq, a predicted model, not a curated record
UUUCUUACACUGCUACACAAAAAACUUGUAGAAGUGAAACCCUACUGUAGCAGCCAUGGAAGCAAAAAGAAAAGAUGUAAACGACUCGGUCCAAAGUACUAGACCUAUUGGUGGUGAGCUUCCUCAGUCUGCUUCCAAAUUUGGAGACUGCGAAUCGAUUAUUGUUCCGAAAUACAUGUCAAAUGUUAUCUAUAUGUGUAUGUACUUGGUGUACAUGACUCGAUAGAUAUACGUUUUACGGAAGGCUUGUGAGGUGGAUGAUAGUGAUGAAGAUGAUAUGGAUGACGUGGAGGAUGAUAUGGAUGAAGAGAUAGUUGAAUCUGAUGUUGAGGUCGAAGGCGGAAGUGUUGAGCCUGAUAAUGAUCCUCCGCAUAGGAUGGGAGAUCUUUCUGUUGAGGUUAGUGAGGAGAAUCGCAUUGCUGCUCAGGAGGCCAAGGGGAAGGCUGUAGAAGCAACUUCUGAAGGUAAAUAUGAGGAAGCGAUUGAGCACCUUACACAGGCUAUCCUCCUAAAUCCUGCAUCAGCUAUGAUGUACGCCACUAGAGCCGCUGUGUACAUUAUGAUGAAGAAACCAAAUGCUGCUAUACGAGAUGCCAAUGCUGCUUUAGAGAUUAAUCCUGAUUCUGCAAAAGGCUACAAAUCACGAGGAAUGGCACGAGCAAUGCUUGGCCAGUGGGAGGUGGCUGCAAAUGAUCUUCAUGUGGCUUCCAACAUAGAUUAUGAUGAGGAGAUAAGUUCUGUACUCAAGAAGGUUGAACCCAUUGUUCUGAAAAUCAAGGAGCACCAGCGGAGAUAUGCCAGGCUGCGUAAAGAGAGUGAGGACAGAAAGUCUGAACGUCACGCUGAAGCUCAGAAGGCUUGUGAGGGAUAUGAUAGUAAUGAGGAUCAGGAUGAUGCUGAUGAGGAUGAUAGUGAUGAGAAUGACAUCGAUGAAGUGGAGGAGGUUGAAGAAGCUACACAUAAGACACUGAAUGCAGAGGAGGAGGAAGAGAUAGUUGAAUCCGAUAUUGAGCUCGAAGGUGAAACUGUCGAGCCUGAUGAUGAUCCUCUGCAGAAGAUGGGAGAUCCUUCUAUUGAGGUCAAUGAGGAAAACCGUGAUGCUGCUCAAGAAGCCAAGCGGAAGGCAAUGGAAGCAGUCUGUGAAGGCAAUCACGAGGAAGCAAUUGAACUCCUUACACAGGCUAUCUUGCUCAACCCUACAUCAGCUAUGAUGUACGCUACAAGAGCCACUGUGUAUAUAAAGAUGAAGAAACCAAAUGCUGCUAUUCAAGAUGCCCAUGCUGCUCUAGAGAUUAAUCCUGAUUCUGCUAAAGGCCACAAAUCUCGAGGAAUGGCACGAGCAAUGCUUGGCCAGUGGGAGGAGGCUGUAAAGGAUCUUCAUGUAGCUUCCAGCAUAGACCAUGAUGAGGAGAUAAGUGCCGCAUUGAAGAAGGUGGAACCCAAUGCUCACAAAAUCGAGGAGCACCGACAGAAAUAUGACAGGCUGCACAAAGAGCGAGAGGAGAGAAAGGCCGAAAGUGAAAGAAAACGCCGCAAAGCUGAAGCUCAGGCUGCUUAUAAAAAGGCUAAGAGGCAAGAGAAGGCAUCAUCAAGUAAGAGAUCUGGUGGAAUGCGCGGAGGCUUUCCUGGUAACAUGCCUGGGGCAGGGGGAUCCUGAGAUAAUGGCGACAAUGAAGAACCCAGAAUUCAUUGGUGUUACUCAACAAGGUACAUUUUAUACUUCUGAAUAAUUUUUGAAUGUCAUCCAAGUCAUUAAUGAACUGAGACGUCGUCAAGUCCCGGACAACGUUUCUUUUCAGUGGUUUCGAAUCGGAUCUGUGCCCGAAGAUCUAACUACUCCCUCUGUUUUCAAAUACUUGACGUUUGAAUUUUGUGCACAUACUUUUAAGUGCGUUGAGUGCAUAGCUAGAAUUAAUAUUUUUAAAAUUUUCUUUUUGUGAAUUAAAGUAUAAGAUUAAUAUUUUAUUCAGAAAAAGAAAAUUUUAAAUAUAAUAAUUUUAAGUAUGCAGUCAAAGUUCUUAAAAUUGUGUACCAAAAAGUCAAACGUCAAGUAUUUGAAAACAGAGGGAGUAUAUCUUUUUCAUGUCUAUUACAGUAUCAUUUUGUGGUGCAAGUGCAACUAUUGGAAAGGGGAUGCACUUUAAGCAACAAGCUGUUGACCAUACUCUCAAACUAUUUUAAUAUUUAAAUGGAACACUUUGUUAUCAAAAAGAGGGUCAGAAGUGAUUGUUGUUUAUAGUAUCAUUUCAGAUGCAGCAUUAAUUUUGGGUACUAACAAUGUGGAUGUAAGGAGUCUCAGUUGCGAACGGUUCAGGGGAUUUUGAGGACCAUUACCAUAAUCGUGGGUACAGUGCUUAGGAAAUUUGUUAACUUGUUUACAGGCCUAAUAUGAUCAGUUUUUUCAGACUCAGAUACAUUGGUUAAUGAUGAGUCCAAUCUUUGGGAGAAAAGUUAAACAGGGAUAGUGGUUCUCUUUCAAAACUUCUCUGUUAAGUUUGAUCGAACAAGUUACUUGUGGCAUGUAGUUUUUGUCAUACAGUGGAUUGUCUUUGAAGUCAUGUUUAUACUCUAUCGAGAUCUUCCUUGCCGUAAUUCUGUGUGAUCCCUGGUUUUUCUUGGAAAGGAGAGGGAGAAAAUGGGUGCAUGAUGCAUUGAUGCUGCUUGUCUGUUUUUAUGUUAAAGUGAGACGCACAUUACAGUCUGUUAUAUCAUGCACUUGUGCUUCAUUAUUGUGAACUGUCACAGUGACAUGGUAAACUGGUAGUAGAAAGAAAAAUUAAUAAAAAUGUGGUAGUCUUGAGUAGAUACUAGAAGAUCCCAUUAAAAGUUCCUGUAUCCUAAAUCUUUGUUCGAUAGUCUUUGGUUUGCUA